Molecule: messenger RNA, 1029 nt
Organism: Lactuca saligna
Lineage: Eukaryota; Viridiplantae; Streptophyta; Magnoliopsida; Asterales; Asteraceae
Source: the annotation of a GenBank genome assembly
AUGAGUGGGUGGCGAAUACGACUACAGAUGGAUGGAAUCGAUUUGGAAGCAAGUUACGGUGGAAAUCCAACUAUUUUUAGUAUAUGCUUGCAUUAUGGAGGAGAGUUUACCAAAUUUCUUGGGAGAAAAUACAUCAAGGGACAACCCAAAUUUGUGGACUUGAUCGACAAUGAUUUGUUCUCUGUUCACGACAUUGAUGAUAUGAUGGAGGAGUUGGGUUGCGUUGAAGAAGGUAAGGUUAUGUAUUAUCAAUUUAAACGACCGUUAGGGGAUUUAGAUUUUAGGUUCUUUGCAUUGGGUAAUGAUCAAGAUGUCAACAACUUAAGAAUAGAAUCCCCUAUUGAAGUUGAAUCUGUGAAAGAACCAAACAUGGAACCCCCUAUUAUGGAACCCUUUAGUGAAGCCCUAGGUGGAUCUAGUGAUGUUGAGGGUAGUGGAGAUUCAAGUGAUAGUGAUGAUAGUGAUUUCAUUGUGGCUGAGGAUAACUUGUUGGAUGAUCCUGAGGUGGACAUGCAUGAUUACUACCUCAACAUUGAUGAUAAUUUAAAGUGGGUUGUUAAUGCCCCUAUUAAAAUAGAGAAUGUAGUAAUGUCUGAUGAGGAGAUGGAAGUGAUCAACACUGAUGUUCUACAAUCUGAUUCAUCAUCUGAUGAAGGGCAAAUGAGUAAAAGAAGAAAUAAAAUUCGGGUUGCUGAAAGGGCACAGAUAAAUGAUGCAACUCAAGUGAGUGACCCUUUCUACAUACUUCAAACAUUCUCAAGAUCUAAGGAACCAAAAGACAUAAUUUACCUGCAUGCAAUAGAGAUAAGAAGAGAAUUAGAUAUUGUCAAGAAUGAUAAAAAUAAGGUCAGGGUAGUAUGUAAAGGAACAAUACCUGAUAUGGGGAUACUUGAGACUUCUGGGAAAGGUGGACCAAGUAAAACUAGUGGGAAAGGUAGGCCAAGUCAAAGGAACAUAAAUGGUGGACCCAGUCAAAUGGGAGAAAAAGGAGGACCAAGUAAAAAAGAAAAGUGCAGUGAAAGUAGAUGA